Molecule: messenger RNA, 1361 nt
Organism: Pisolithus orientalis
Lineage: Eukaryota; Fungi; Basidiomycota; Agaricomycetes; Boletales; Pisolithaceae
Product: arginine-tRNA-protein transferase
Exons: 11
Coding region: 43-1269 (408 amino acids)
Biological process (GO): protein arginylation
Cellular component (GO): cytoplasm
Molecular function (GO): arginyl-tRNA--protein transferase activity
Source: RefSeq, a predicted model, not a curated record
AGAAUUCUAUCAUUGAUCUUACCCCCACUAGCGUAAAGCGGCAUGUCUACUGUAUCAAUCGCCACACCGGUAGGAUUUGGAAGCUCUAGUUGUGGAUAUUGCACUCCGCCUGGAGAGAGAGUGGCAGGAAGCAGCUUCAAAAAAGCAGGCCUACUAGCGUCUCGACUAUCAUGCGGGGUUUAUCAAAGGAUGAUAGAUCGGGGUUGGAGGAGAUCUGGGACGUACUGCUAUUUGCCAGGUCCGAAGUAUUCAUGCUGUCCGCAUUAUACAAUAAAACUCGACGCAUUAGCCUUCAAGCCGUCCCGGAACCAGAGGAAGCUCGUAAACAGAUGGAACAGAUUCAUUAAGCUUGGGGACGAUAUGGACAUCGACCAGGACCGGGAGACCGCCCGGCCGCCAAAGUUGACCUCUGUGUUUUGUCUCACCUCUAACAUCCACUUGUCCGAAAGAGAUUUCCUUCCCGAGACGGAGAAGUCACGUCACAAUUUUGAGGUGACACUCGAACAUUCAUCAUACACGGAUGAGAAGUACAACCUCUAUGUGACUUACCAAACUGAAAUCCAUCACGAUCCCGACAACACACCCAUAGACUUCAAGCGCUUUCUUGUUCGAACUCCUUUGAUUCAUGAAGCUAUACCUUACUCGGGAAUACCUCCUGCGCACCUUCCAAGACAAUACGGUUCAUAUCACCAAUUGUACAGGCUCGAUGGAGAACUGGUCGCAUUGGGUGUAAUUGACAUCUUGCCGGGAUGCGUGUCCAGCGUGUAUUUCAUGUAUGACCCCAGAUGGGAAAAGUACUCCCUAGGGAAGCUUAGUGCCCUACGCGAGGCGUCGCUUGCGAAAGAAAUCCAUGAUGCAGGUGUGUCGUCGAUGACCGCACUUUACAUGGGGUACUACAUCCACACAUGUACGAAAAUGAGAUACAAGGGCGAUUACUCGCCAUCUUAUCUCGCUGAUCCGGAGGACUACACUUGGCAUCCUCUGGAAUCCUGUAUGCCUUUAUUGAAUCGGUAUCACUAUGCCACGUUCACACAUCCCGAACAUUCGCUAGAGAGCCCAGCUGCUUUUGAAGUGAGCGAGAGCGAGGAGAACACCCAGGAGAUGAUGGAGGGCGUUAAAGCCACGUAUUCCGUCGGGAGGAAGGUGGUGUCACUAAUACCUGUGACAAUGACUCGACAAUGGGAAGAUGCGCAUGACCGGGAAGACAUAAUAUGCUGCGUCCGUGCCUUGGGAAAUGAUUUAGCAAGAGAGAUAAUAUUCCACAUGUAAAUAUGUCGAACUAGAGCUUCUGAAACGAAGCUAUAUUCAUCCAGUAGAGCAAAAACGAAGGUGGACUUUCCAGAGAAAGACAUAAGACGUUU